Molecule: messenger RNA, 3864 nt
Organism: Lytechinus pictus (painted urchin)
Lineage: Eukaryota; Metazoa; Echinodermata; Echinoidea; Temnopleuroida; Toxopneustidae
Product: fibropellin-1-like
Exons: 20
Coding region: 333-3257 (974 amino acids)
Biological process (GO): establishment or maintenance of epithelial cell apical/basal polarity; Notch signaling pathway; heterophilic cell-cell adhesion
Cellular component (GO): plasma membrane; protein-containing complex
Molecular function (GO): Notch binding; calcium ion binding
Source: RefSeq, a predicted model, not a curated record
GAUUGUAUAAAUUCUCUUUCACAACGCCGUGACUGCAAGAAAACUAACUGGUACUGGUAGCCAGCUUCUAGACGACGUGUAUCAUUUUUCGCUACCAGGAAGUUUAGAUCAUCCACUCCCCCUCGCCUACAACAAUAAUUGUCAUUACAGGUGGAGGUGCUGCGCAUUCCGCUUGGAAUCACUGAGGAUACAGUUUCGAAGACCACUGGUACCUUGACCACCAACUCUAUCAUUGUAGGAUACAUUACCGGAUACGUUGCACCUGUCAACCGUCAUCUAUCAGAAGUGCUAUUAGGUGUAAAUAGGUCUACAGCGAUUGAUAAAGCACCACUAUGCAGUUUCUAAGUGCUUUCACGGUUUUGAUACUUUUGGCAGUUGAAAGCCAGGGGUUUUAUUACUGCAGUUUCGACGAGGAUAUCAACCCGACUUGUGGCUGGGAUCUGGACAUCGCAAAUAGUGAUUAUCCCUGGAUCCUAAAGUAUGGACCGUCCCCGCAACCACGUACUGGGCCACCAACUGACCGAUCUGGAAGCGGGAAAUACUUACUAGCUCGGUCGUCAACCAUCAAAUCGAACGGCGAUCUCUUACCUGUUGGGCGUGGUCAGCGGUUUCGCCUGUCAAGCCCCUCCCUCGAAACAGCCAAUCGGCGCCUUCUCCUCCGUUUUUACUAUUACAUGUGGGGCAGGAACAUCGGUGUCCUGAAUGCUUUCGUGGUGGUUCGGGGUGAAAGGAAGAGCCCUAGACCAUCAUGGCGGCAGGCUGGAGCUCAGCAAGACAUGUGGCUAGUAGGAGAGAUCAGGUUGCCAGCUAAUUCUACAGUAAAGGUCAUCUUUGAGAUGGUAAGCGGUAGAGGACUCAUGGGAGAUGUGGCUAUCGAUGAUAUUUCCGUUCUCCAAUAUGUUAUGGAUUGUACUUUCGAGGAUGAGAUCCCAAGCAAAGGGUGUAACUUCACUCAGGAGAGUACUGAUAAUUUGAGCUGGAGCAUCAAUAGCGGGAAGACCCCUACAAAACGAACGGGUCCAACCCGGGACCACACCCUCCAAAACCCGAGAGGGACAUACAUGUACCUGGAAUCCUCGACCAGGAGGCCGGGGAAUGCUUCCCUCAUCAGUCCGGUAUACAUCAAGGAUGUCGGCCAGGCUUGCAACGUCUCCUUCUUCUACCACAUGUACGGUGACCACAUCGGAUUUCUCAAGGUCUAUGUGCGGACGUCGACGAACUCGAGCGACUUCGGCACGCUGCUAUGGCAGAAACAGGGCGAACAGGAGAAGGAAUGGUUGGAGGGCCUCACGAACGUUGACGAAUAUGGAGGGCGUUAUCAGAUAAUUCUGGAAGGCGUCCGAGGUCGUGGAACGUUUGGAGACAUCGCGAUCGAUGACUUUAAACUGAUAGGUCCCGGAUGUCUCAAUCAGGAAUACUACGAUAUCAAUCGUCCCGAUUUAUGUGCCAAUCUGCCAUGUCAAAAUGGUGGAGUAUGCACGAAUACCGUUGAUGGAUCAUUUACAUGUAACUGUACUUCAAACUGGACUGGUCGUGUCUGUGAUACUGAAGUCAAACCAGAUGCCUGUUCCAGCAGCCCUUGUAUGAACGGCGGCCAGUGUUUCCUCAUCAACUACACAGAUACCAGCAUGCCAGGAGGAAUGACGCCUCCUCCCCCCUUUUCUUCAGACGUGACCCCAGGACAGAACUUGACGCCUCCCAUCGGGAAUCAAUCUCUAUGGUUCGGAAAUCAGACAGACUUUUACGGGAAUUGGUCAGUGCCUAGCGGUAACGAGACCACUUUUACCGGUAACUGGUCAGAUCCGAUCGAACCUGGGCAAGCCUUCACAUGUGUCUGUGAGGUCGGUUGGACUGGGUCACUUUGCAAUGACGAGGACUUAUACUUAGAUCCUUGUCUGAACAACCCCUGUGCUCAUGGAGGAACUUGCCGGCGUAAUUACACCGAACACGCUCUAUACACUUGUGAAUGUACACCUGGAUGGGAGGGGGUCAACUGCGAAGAUGAUUUUAAUGAGUGUGACGUCAGAAGCAACCCCUGUGAAAACGGUGGGACGUGCAUCAAUGACAUCGGAAGUUAUAACUGCACAUGCCCCGAUGGUUACUAUGGGGAGAACUGCGAGACCGCAUGUGCUGACCAACACAACAGUUGUGCGUACUGGGCUGCUAUCCGUGAAUGUGAAAAGAACCCAAACUACAUGCUUGUAUUCUGCAAAUUGAGCUGUGGUGUAUGCAAGGAAUAUGUUUGUGAGGAUAAAGACACUCGAUGUUCUAGAUGGGCCGCUGACGACGAGUGUACGAGAAAUCCACUUUAUAUGCUUGGACAGUGUCAAAAGAGUUGUUCCGUUUGUAUUGAUGAUGAGUGUUUCUCAAACCCUUGUUUCAACGAUGGAGUUUGUACUGACGGGAACAACUCAUACACAUGCACAUGCCCUCCUGGUUUCGAAGGAGUAGAAUGUGAAAUAAACAUUGACGAGUGUACUAGCGCCCCCUGUCUCAAUGGCGGGGUUUGCGUUGAUGGGGCUAAUAAUUACACCUGCAAUUGCACCGAGGACUAUGAAGGAAAUGAUUGUCAGCUAAGAGUUGAUGAAUGCAGUGCUAGACCCUGCCUUAAUGGAGCCACUUGUACACUCACUGACACACACUUCAACUGCACAUGCGCAAAAGGGUUUGAAGGCGAAACAUGCGAAAUAGAUAUCAAUGAAUGCGUCGAUACAUCGUGUUUGAAUGGUGGCACAUGUAUAGAUCAACCUGGUGGUUUUCUUUGUAACUGCACCGAAGAGUGGACGGGCGUCACUUGUGAACAAGAUUUUAACGAGUGUCAGAGCAACCCUUGUCUUAAUGGAGGAUCUUGUUACCAUGGCAUCGGGCAAGCACUCUACUUCUGCCAUUGCCUGGAUGGAUGGGAAGGAACAAAUUGCGAUGAAGAGAUCAACGAGUGUGCAAGUCUUCCUUGUGAAAACGGAGCGACUUGUAUCGAUGCCUUCAACGCCUUCAGUUGUGCAUGUGUGCCUGGAUGGUCUGGCAUCACCUGCAGUACCAAUAUUGAUGAAUGUGCAAGCGGGCCAUGUGUGAACGGAGCAACAUGUCUUGACUAUGUUGAUCGCUAUUAUUGCUUAUGUGAAGAAGGAUUAUCUGGUGUAAAUUGUGAAAUAGGUAUGUAUUCUUACAUAUUUAAUUCAGUCAUUAUUUUUACUUCUUUUUCCUCCUUAUUUAUUUAUCCAAAUCCUUCUUUUUCCUCUUCAUUCACGAAGUAUUAGUAGUAGGAGUAUUGUUCAUAUGGAUAUUAUGAUCAUUAUCCAUAUCAUCAUCGUCAUCAUCAUCAUUGUUAUCCUUCUUUCUUGUCUUCUCCUCUUCUAUGCGCGUUUUUUCGUUUCCAGGUUAUUUAUUUUUAACCACGUAGUGGGAGUGAUCAACUCUGUCUCGCUUUGGUGCAUGCAUUUGGCAUGUCUGGGAUAUUUUCCCUAACACUUCCCCUAUUUUAUAUUCUUCGGAAUCGUCAUUCCCCCUUUUAAUCUAUAUAAAUCACAUUAUGGAAGAAUCAUUGUAUGCUAAUGAGCAUACAUGGGAUGAACAUGUGCCUGCGAUUAUGACGAAAGGGAUGAUGCUGACGAUGAGUAGAAAAGAAAGAGAUUUGACCAUUUACCCUUUUUGACUUUCUUCCAGACCUAAGCAUUGGCCUACCAUUUUAAGAGGUAAAUAUGUGCAUGUCACCAUUGACCUUGGGUUGAUGAUUCGACGUUUUUUUUUUCGAGUUUCCUGAUAUAUCAUGAAAAACCUGAAGGAAAAUAAUUUUGGUGGAGCGCUUCAUCUCACCCCCUCCCCUUGUGUCAGGAUAUGAUAUCGAUGAUCAUGUGAUCAUCUGAU